This is a messenger RNA of Rhododendron vialii, 2102 nucleotides long. RefSeq names its product probable polyol transporter 4. Lineage: Eukaryota; Viridiplantae; Streptophyta; Magnoliopsida; Ericales; Ericaceae. The record is from RefSeq and is a predicted model, not a curated record. Gene Ontology annotation, molecular function: carbohydrate transmembrane transporter activity. Gene Ontology annotation, cellular component: membrane. The transcript is spliced from 2 exons. Gene Ontology annotation, biological process: transmembrane transport. The coding region runs from base 201 to 1799 and encodes 532 amino acids.
AUUCUCCUUGUUUGCUUACAUGAAUUGAAAAGGGACCAACUUGUUUAUAAUAAAGUCUUCGUGUACUCUUCUCAGAUCUGAAUCAGACCCAAUUCUCUCCUGGGUUUUUCACCAAGUUUGAAGGGUCAAAAACCCCAUACAGAUUCCUUGUAUUCUUCUGUAUUUCACUUGGACACGGGCAGAGAGCAAGGAAAGGAGGGAUGGGGUUGGUGGGUAACCAAGAAAAUGGGAAUGGAGAGGUGGGUUUGUCUGGUAUUCAUCUGGGAAGCAAGAACAAGUACAGGAGGAUGGAUUCUGAGCUCACUGAUGAUGGAGGUUUUGAUGAAGCUUCACUCCAGAAGCAGCAGCAGGAGGAGAGGAGAAGAACCACCAGGAAAUAUGUGUUUGCUUGUGCAGUUUUUGCGUCUCUCAACUCUGUCCUCCUUGGCUAUGAUGUGGGUGUUAUGAGUGGAGCAAUCCUAUUCAUUCACGAAGAUCUAAAGAUAACAGAGGUGCAGGAAGAAGUACUCGUUGGUUGUUUAAGCGUAGUCUCUCUUUUUGGCAGUUUAGCUGGUGGAAAAACAGCUGAUGCCAUCGGUAGAAAAUGGACAAUGGGAUUAGCUGCCAUUAUUUUCCAAACAGGUGCGGCUAUAAUGACUCUCGCUCCUUCUUUCGAAAUCCUAAUGGUAGGAAGACUCUUAGCUGGGGUUGGAAUCGGGUUUGGAGUCACAAUUGCUCCCGUCUAUAUAGCCGAGAUAUCACCCACCAUUUCCAGAGGCUCACUCACUGCAUUCCCGGAGAUUUUCAUAAACAUUGGGAUUCUUCUUGGUUAUGUCUCAAACUACGCAUUUUCAGGUCUUCCAUCUCAUACAAGUUGGAGGAUAAUGCUUGCUGUGGGAAUUCUUCCCUCAGUCUUUAUCGGAUUUGCUCUGUGCAUAAUCCCUGAGUCACCAAGGUGGUUGGUGAUGCAAAAUAGAGUGGAAGAAGCAAAAACAGUGCUAUGGAAAACAAAUGAGACUGAUGCGGAGGUGGAGGAGAGACUUGCAGAAAUACUAUCAGCCGCUGGAACCACCAACGGUGAAAAGUACGAGGACAAAGCUGUGUGGCGUGAACUAUUGAGCCCUUCUCCUGCGCUUCGCCGGAUGCUGGUCACAGGUAUUGGAAUCCAGUGUUUCCAGCAGGUCACGGGAAUCGAUGCCACCGUCUAUUACAGCCCUACAAUCUUAAAGGAGGCCGGCCUUGUGGGUAACUCAAAGCUUCUUGGAGCAACUGUUGCUGUGGGAAUCUCAAAGACAGUGUUCAUACUAGUUGCUAUUGUCCUCAUAGACAAAGUUGGAAGGAAGCCACUUCUAUACGUGAGCACAAUUGGCAUGACAGUCUGCUUGUUUACUUUGGGUAUUACUCUAUCUUGGCUAAAGGGGGGACCUUUCGGGAUUGAUUUGGCAGUGUUGUCGGUUUGCGGAAACGUUGCUUUCUUUUCUGUCGGGAUUGGUCCAAUCUGCUGGGUUUUGACAUCCGAAAUCUUUCCGUUAAGGCUUCGAGCUCAAGCAGCAGCGCUUGGAGCCGUAGGGAAUAGGGUCUGUAGCGGUUUGGUCGCCAUGUCUUUUCUCUCUGUCGCCCAUGCGAUUACCAUGGGUCGAACGUUCUUCGUAUUUUCAGCAGUUUCAGCCGUUUCUGUCGCGUUUGUCUACGCUUGUGUUCCGGAGACGAAAGGAAAAUCUCUGGAGCAAAUGGAUUUGUUGUUUCAGAGUGAACAGGUGUGGGAGGGGAGUCGGGCGGAGCAGGAGUUCGGAGAUGUUGAGCAACUAGUGCAGAAAUAAGUAACUUCCUUUCGGGGUUCUUUCUGACCUUAUACUCGUUCUGACCUUAUACUCGUUGAUUUCAAAGCAAAGGAAUUUGUGCUAUGUUUCUGGAUUGCACCAUGGAAGAAUGCUGCUGUUGCUGUUUCUGAUCUGGCUUACAGAAACUCCAUGGAGAGAUGUUGCUGGCACAGAGACUUUUGUGUAGUGUUUUCUCAUUUGUGCAGCUACAAGCUUACCUUAAAUUAUUUGGAAAAAAUUAUGUAAAUUUAUUUUGGGAAAGUAUCCAAGUCAUUAAUAAUCCUUCAAAUUUAUUUUGGGAAA